AGUGGAGUCAACAUACUUUCAGCCAUCAAUAACAAUAAUGUCUUCUCUCAUAGGCUGUAAUCAGCGGCAUCGGGUGUUGGCUGCUGUCUCUGGUCUAGUGCUGAUCCUCAUUCUCUGCAUCUUGUGCUAUUUUAUUUCCAAAUAUUCUGCGGCUACAAUGGAAUUAGCAUCAUUGAGAGAGGAACAGCGAAAUGUAACACAUUUAGAUACUGCUGAGAGAAUGGAAUUAGCGUCAUUAAGAAAGGAGCAGAGGAAGUUAUCAUUUCUGGGUUCCUUCCUCAUAUUUAAUGAGGAACACAAGAAGUGUGCAGAGGUACGCCCGUCCUCCACCCCUCCCUUUGAACUUACAGCCUCCGGUUGCUCCGCAGUUUCUUAUUCCCAGUUCUUCCGUUGGCUCCCAGGAGGCCGUCUCAUGAGCACGAAGGAGGGGCUAUGUGUGGGGGUGGAGGGAAAGCCUCAGUCUCAGAAACCAUUGAGGCUCUUUCAUUGUGACGAUGGAAAGUCCCUGACCUGGGUGUGCACUAAUGAGACUUUGCUUGGUGUUAAGGGUGAGAAUCUCUACUUCAACUAUGGGAAUAACAAAUAUGGGAUAGUUAUGCUUUAUUGGGGUACAGGACCCUGGAGUCGUUGGAGAGCCCAAAGCACUGAAGGGAAGCUGCAGGAUGGGGGAGCUUGUGCUCAGUCCUGCGCUUAGGCCAAAAACAUAAGCCAUAUCCUUUCAGCAGCUGAGGGCACAAAUGUUCUAAAAGAAUUAUGAUUACUUAUAUUAGUUAUUUUUUAAAAUAUGCAAUAUCCUCCUCUGUUAUACUCUUUGGGUCUGAUCUGAGUCAGCCGUUAUGUUGCAUAUAUGGUGUUUUUUUGCACCCACUAUGGUGUUCAUACAGAGUCACAAUGCAGAUUUCAUUACACGGUCUCAGGAGUGUAUAAUAAAUGUACUGGGAAUUCCUCGGAGGUAACACAGAGGUGGCUCAUCAGGUCCAUGGACAUGCAUUAUAUUAUGGCGGAUUUAUGGUGACUAUGGCAGAUGUUGCUGAUGGUUGUCGCGUACAGACACCCUCAGCUGCUCACAGGAGCUCAUACUCCGGCGGAAAAUCAGCACCUGGCAUGGGGCUGGUGCAACACGUGUUGGUGCAUAUGAUGGCAGCGUCUGUAGAAGCACCAAGCAUGAUUUCUGCUUAUGUCAUACCUCCCAACUGUCCCGAUUUUUGCAGGACAGUCCUGUUUUUUUUUUAACUAUCCCACUGUCCCACCUGCAGGCCCGCGGUGGGAUCAGUGGGAGGCUCCCUAUCACUCGCAGCUCUGCUGUGAAUAGAUGCUGUGAGCAUGCGCACACUGUCUAUUCAAAGGUGACAGAGGAACUGGGGGCAUGCCAGCAGCUCAUACAGUACUGGGUAUGCUCCAACAGUGAUGCAAAAUGGUGUAGUGGCUCGAAAUUGCAGCAUUGCUACAAAGCCACACCCCUUUUGUAGAGGUCACGUUCCCUUUUUGGGAGUGCGCCGGAGGUGCGCGAGAAGUCCCAGUUCCAUCUUUCUAAAUGUUGGGCGGUAUGUUAUGUGGAUGCUGCAAGUGGGCCUCUCAGUCCUUGCACAAGUUACAGAUACUACAGUGGCAAAAGACGCACAGACGGCCACCUCUGACUCCGACUGAGAAUCAGCAAAGUAUAAUCUAUGGGCCUAAUUUAGUAAGGAUUGCAAAUUCUGAUCACAUUGCAGGGCAAGGCAACCCAGCAUACGACCCGCCGCCUCCCCUCCCCCCCUUGAUGAAGCAGAAAUUAGGGAUGCCUCCUGGCGGCUGCGUGAGACAUCAUGCAGCCGCCCGGAUCACGCCCCACCACGCCCCCGUUCGCGCCGCACUGCCCCCCCGUUUCCAGCCUUAGCCCCCACAAUGCUCCAUCUCCGCCUAGGAAACGGAGCGUUGCCACCCCCCCACCCCACCCCGCGACCGCCUCUGCCUGAUUGAAAAUGUGGGCGCAUGCACGGAAUGGGUGCUGCGCAUGCGCCCGCAUCUUUUUCGAUUUUUUGCGGUUGGAUCGCUUACUGCGAUUUAACCUGGAUUAGGCCCUAUGUUCAUUUCAAAAUGAUCAUUAUUUGCUAAAAAGGAUGAAAAUAAUUGACUUUAAUGUCUAGUUGGGGGGUGGUAAUGCUUCCCUGGCCGCUCUGCCGUGUAGAACUGGUUCUGUAGAAUAAGCUGUGAGUAAUAAGCUGUGACUCUUGCGGUGGAAGGAAUCCUAUGUCUGCUGUAUGGCUUGGUACGUUUCUGAUGCAUCUGUUUGCUGUACAUUAUGCUAUUUCUUUAUUUACGCACAGUAACCUCAAUGUUUUGAGAAUUUCCUUUAUCUGGAAAUAAUAAUUAGAAAUCAAGUUCUCAUGGAGAAAUAUCCUUGAAAAAAUAUCUAUUAAAAAAAACCCAAUAA
Molecule: messenger RNA, 2413 nt
Organism: Pseudophryne corroboree (corroboree frog)
Lineage: Eukaryota; Metazoa; Chordata; Amphibia; Anura; Myobatrachidae
Product: macrophage mannose receptor 1-like
Exons: 4
Coding region: 38-694 (218 amino acids)
Biological process (GO): bile acid and bile salt transport
Cellular component (GO): plasma membrane; protein-containing complex
Molecular function (GO): transporter activity
Source: RefSeq, a predicted model, not a curated record